Messenger RNA from Macrobrachium nipponense, 4769 nucleotides. RefSeq lists its product as uncharacterized. Bases 162 to 3047 code for a protein of 961 amino acids. NCBI's taxonomy places the organism in Eukaryota, Metazoa, Arthropoda, Malacostraca, Decapoda, Palaemonidae. The transcript is spliced from 5 exons. The record is from RefSeq and is a predicted model, not a curated record.
GCAGCAGAGCAAGAGAGACGAGCUGGGACGCACAGUCGGAUCUCUUCUGAACUGGUUUAUCGAAGACCCAGUAAGAGUUGCAGAGACCUGGAUGACGCAUCUUCACGUUGUACGCUGUAGAGUAGUGGUUAGAGUUCAACGCAACACUUAAGAUUUUCGGUAUGACAUCGCAGGCUGUUCAUCCGGAAUACCUCAUCAGUCAGUUGACACACACCUGUCUAACUGUCAUCAGUGGAACAAGUAUUCAUGAUGCCGUUAUUGGAAUGGCAAACUGUAGCGGCAGCUCAAAACAGCAGUGGUUUCAGAGCGGUGGCCUUUGGCGGUGGGGAGGUGACCAGAACCUCUGCCUUUUCAAGAGUGAGGAAGAAGGUAAACUGUGUUUAGCAUUGAGUGAUGAUAUUUCAGAGUACUGGGUUUUUGACGAAGACAUGAGGCUAACUUUGGGAACACAAGCUCUCACUGUGUCUGGACAAGGAGCGCAGAGUCAAGUGAUUGUUGAGAAAAUGUCUUCUGGACUCAAACAGAAAUGGUGGACUCUCUCCCAGUUGGAGGCCACCAUGGAGGGUCACUACCUAGCAGGGGAACAUUCAUUGACUCCAUCUCUAUUGGAAAUGUGCAAGAAAGAAAUUGAUAAGUCUGCUGCACGGAAGAGGUCAAUAAAUCAUAGGCGCCAAGUGCAAGAUCAGUGCCAAGGUGGAGAGGACCUCGUGGCAAGGUCUUGUGAGGGGGAAGUCAUCUGCAGUGAGGAAUGUACAGCUAGUCCAGAAUACCUUAUCAACCAACACACUCUUACAUGUCUGACUGUGAUGGAUAGCAAUGGCCCUGAUGAUGCGACUAUUGAACUGUCCCCUUUUACUGGCGGCAUCAACCAGCAAUGGCUUGUCAAUGGCAAGCAGUGGCACUGGAUGGGAAAUCGUUCUUAUUGUCUUUUGGCUAAUGAAAAGAAAGGUGCUGUGAGGCUAGGGGAGUUAAAAAAGAACGUAACAUCUUGGAAUUUUAACGAAUCAGGCUUCCUGAAGACCAAGUCCAAAGUGUUGCAGGCGUCUUUAGAAGAGCCACAGACACGAGUAACACUCGCCGCCAAGAGCGGGGGUCAGCACCAAAAGUGGUGGAAACUCUCCGAGGUCAGGGCUGCGCUGAAGGUCACACAACUAACAGACGCGCGUUAUCCCGAGGCUCUGGUGAAAAUAGCUGAACAAAUUUCCCCUGGAGAUGAAAGCUGCAGUCUUUUCCAUGAAGAGGAUGGCGUUAGCUCAUUCCUUCAUGAAGGACAAGGCAUUCUUACAGAAGACAAGGAAUAUCUGGUUAAUCAGAGCACGCAUACUUGCUUAGCAGUACUUAGUGGACCAUUGGAUGCUGUCAUAGGUCUGGCACCAUAUAAUGGCAAUUCUAACCAGCAAUGGCUUGUCUGUGAUGGGACAUGGCGGUGGGCUCACAAUCACUCUCUCUGUUUAGCUCCCGACUUUGACGAGAACUGUUUACGCCUUGUGUCAACCGGUGAUGAGGAUCCAAAAUGGGAUUUGGAUAAGGAAGGCUUUUUCAUGAAUGGAUCACACGCUGUGGGGAUAUCAGAGGACGAUGACCCAUCAAGACUUUCCUUACAGCCAAAACUGGGAGUUAAAACUCAAAAAUGGUGGACACUUUCUGGCUUGAAGUCAUAUGUUGGACUUCAGUUGUAUCCACUCCCAGUAAAUGACAUCGAAACUUAUAGACAGGAGAUCAAUCGGGGAAUAAUUAACAGUUUAACUCCCUUGAUAAAACCCUUACCACACCCAAGAGACGUUGGUCACUAUCCAGGAUCUGUGCCCGCUGCAGUACCCAGAACUAACUUUUUGUGUGUUUUAAAGGCCAACACAGUGCAACAACGUGAGAACAUCCGAAUGAGGGCGCCUAAAGAUUGGCAGGCCACCAAUAUGUAUGUGGUUGCUGGUGAUAUAUUCAUAAUCGUUCUGCCCGAUGACCUUCCUUCAAGUCAAGCAAAGCAAAUAUCUGUAAAAGUUGGAGCUCAAACUGAUCGCCUGAAGCCUACAUUACCAAAAAUACAGAACCACGGUUUCAAGCGAAUGCCAAUUGUGUCAGAGGAUUUUUAUGUCAAUCCGGGGAUCAAUUUCUUCCGCAGUCAGUAUGGGGGUAACCUGAUUUUCUUAUAUGAGGGAGAAGAAAGCUUCACUGUGACAGCGGAAGUGCAAAAUGUCGUUGAAUCUCCUCAUUACAUACUGGGAGUAACAAACGAAGAGGAAUGGGAGAGAAUGAGAACUUUAAAUACCCCUUUCUGUGUACUCGAGAGCAACAAAGUAGUGUUAGUAGUUCCGACAUCCAGGGCUACUGAAAUUCCAGACAUUGAUGUAUUACUCCAACGCUACGAUGACAUUAUUGAGAAAAUGGAAGAUUUGUCCGGAUUUUCCGAGGGCGAUCCUCCACCCCAGGGAAAGCAAUGGCUAGUAGACGACAUUCAGAUUACUGCUGGAAGUGCCCAUGCAGGUUUUCCUAUAAUGUUUCAGCAUCAGUUUAAUGACCUCACCUUAACAAAAACGCCAUAUUCUUGGGCUGUUUGGCAUGAAAUUGGCCACAAUUACCAGCAAAGGCAGUUCUGGUCCCAUGCUUAUGGGAGUGAGUCAACAGUUAACCUCUUUUCACUGUACAUCCAAGAGAAGCUAGAAGCCGAUGACCGCCUUAAAAGUCAAAACAAAUACAAGCCAACGAGCAGAGCCGUAGACGACGGCCUCACUUUGGAAGGUGCCGAUUGCUGGCAGAAGCUCAUUUUCAUGAUGGAGAUCAAACACGCUUUCCCAGACCACGGAUGGGAUAUUUUCCGGCAUCUGAAUCGUGUAACCCGAACGUUAGAGAAAAAGGAAGCAGACUCCUUGAAGGCGCGCCGUCAGAGGCAGUACGACCACGCUUACAGGACCAUGAGCAAACAGGUGGGCUCUGAUUUGAUCCGCCAUUACGAGAGAUGGAGUGUACCCGUUUCUGAAAAUGCCCGAGAAGAAAUCGAGUCUCUCGGACUUCCAAAGGCUCCUGCAAAUUUGUCAGCUUAUUGUCCUUGAGACUUCUGAGGAUAUAUAAAAUAUUAGUAUUAGCCAAUUACAAUAAUGAGGAUCUUUUGCAAGACAAGUAACUGGUUACCUCAUGGAGACAAAUUUGAUGUUAAUUACGGCUAUCACGCCUACACGAGUUUCUUUCCUUCCAAAUACUUAUUUUCUAUCAGUGUUUCAUGCAUUUUUCUUAUAUGCAAAUCAUAAUCAUGUGUGUUUUCGGCGACCACAUAAUGUUUCCGAGAUAUUACUUUAGAACAAAAAAAAACAAAAAAAAAACAAUAAAUUUCGCUUUGUGAAGGGAAUACUGUGAAAUCCAAGAUUUUUAAUACCUACUCAUGUGACAGCAGAGAAAUGAUAUUACUUUAACAGGCGCCUUUUUUCAGAAAAAUGAGGAAAUAGUUUUUCAGAUUUAUUGGAUUUUAUUCGAACCAUUUUCUACUCGGUGUGGCAUUGUUAACAGGCCAUCAUUUUUUUCAGGUAAUUUACCUUUUCUCCCACGAGCUCUGUUGAUUUUACUUUUUGUUUGUCAAGAUUUUCUUUCAUCAGUUUCUUAACGCAUUUGAACUUCAUUCGCCCAAUACCCAUCCUCUUGUUGUUAGUACACUAUUUAAAUGAUUUUAAUUUUUCAUUAAUUUAGCGUACACCCCCUCCCCUUUUUUCCACCUACGCUUGCUCUCAUUUUCGAACUAAUUAACAAAAUAUACACAAUUUCUUUCUCAUAUAGGUCUUGGUGACUGCCGUCUUCAGUGUUUCUUCUCCCUCUGCUGUUAAACCACCUAGACAUCAUCCACAUUCAAAGGUGGGAAAAAUAAUUUAGAUGAACACAAAGGAAAAUAAGCAAAAGUAAUACUUAAUAUUAUAACAGAAAAUUUUAUAUGGAAGAGCUGGAAUAUGCUCUUUUGAAGAGCAACAAAUCUGCUCCUGGAGAUGAUAAUAUUUGUUUUGGGAUAUCGGCCGCUUAGCACCUUUGGCAAAGUCAUAUUUAUUAUAUUUUUAUAAUUCAUUAUGGCCUUGAAAUUUUAUAUCCUGAUAAAUGGCGUCACUGUAAUAAUCCCUAUCCCUAAACCAGGAAACGAUCCCAGUAUAAAUAAUUACAGACCAAUUUCUUUAACAACUUGCUUAGGCAAAUUGUUAGAGAAAAUGGUAAAUGCUCGACUAACAUGGCCCAUUCAAGAAAUGUUAUUUGACUCCCACUCAAUUCGGGUCACAGAGUAACAGAUUUACAUUAGAUUCUCUAACUUGGAAGACCGUGUGCGUAGAGGAUUUGAACGAAAACAAAUUACUGUAGCUGUCUUUUUUUUACCCUGAAAAGGCAUGCGAUAGUGGAGGUCUGCUAUAUUAAAAACUACAAAACAACAACAUCCGUGGACAUCUACCUAGGUUUAUCCAAAACUUUUUGACAAAUCGCAAUUGUCAGGUGAGAAUUGAUGAUGUUUUGUUCAGAACAUUUCCACUUGAGAAUGGUGUUCCACAGGGAAGUGUCCUUAGUGGCACUGUUUACUUUAGGAAUUAAUUGUACCUAUUUGAAUUAAAAGUAACCGUAUAUGGAUGAUUUUGCCAUUUAUCAUUCAGCAUCUUGAACAAAACAUGCAGAACGAAUCAUUAAUAAAAGCAUAAUAAAAAUAGAUGAAUGGACCUCAUCUGUAGGCUUUCAAUUUUUCAUAGAUGGAACUCAAGCAACCAUGUUUUAUAUAUUAUAAAGAAAAAAAGCGGAAAAAGGGUGAAGAAAUA